AUGUCUACAGGCUCUUCUCCUGACAGGUUCAUUGAAAAGCCUGGAGUCGUCACCGCUCUAAUCAUUGCCACCGCUUGCAUGAUUGUUCUGGCGAUUGUGGCAUUCUCCUUCGUUCUUCGACGAAGUCGUCUCUAUUGUCGUCGAUCAAAGCAUCGAUUCCCGAUUGACGAUUGGUCUACUCCCCGACUCCCGAUGUCCAUGCCCGCAUAUAGUAUCAGCGAUAUCGAGCAAGCUGUCUUUCGCGUGUGCCAUUACCACCCUGACAGCAUGGACUUUUCAGGGCUAGGGCUUCCGAUGGCGAUUGGCCAUCCCGGCGAACAGUCUGCUUUCGGGCUAGUGGACCAAGUGCCGCACUUACAACCCAUGCAGCCGUGUAAGCUUGCCCGUGGCAAUUCUUCAAUUUUCACUACCUGUUCAAGGAUCUCGCGAUUCAGUGUCCAUGACCAGCAGUUGCCCAAAGUUCCGGCAGAUGAUGCUAUCUCUCUUGACUCGAGCAUCGAAACUGGGUACACAGCACCUACUAUUAGCACGGCCACAUCGGUGUCAAUGAGUACUGAGCGACCCGUGCUUGUAGAUGUGAUCUUCGAAAGGUCUAUGGCUGUGCAUAUGUCCUCUUAA
Aaosphaeria arxii CBS 175.79 is the source of this 618-nucleotide messenger RNA. RefSeq lists its product as uncharacterized. The transcript has a single exon. Lineage: Eukaryota; Fungi; Ascomycota; Dothideomycetes; Pleosporales. Bases 1 to 618 code for a protein of 205 amino acids. The record is from RefSeq and is a predicted model, not a curated record.